AAAUAACUUUGCAACAAUACGAACAACGCAUAUAGUGACCAAACAAAUACAGGAGCAUGAACAUUCUAAUGAACUCAAUGAACAAUUUGCUGGUUAUAAACGAAUGAGAAAACAACAUCAAAAACAGUUACAACAGUUGGAGACAAAGUAUUCUGCAGAAAUGGAAGAACACAAAGUUAAACUAGACAAGGAAUAUGAGACUACUAGACAGAGUUUUACCAUGGAGUUAGAAAAAUUAAAGAGGAAAAUGAUACAAGAUCUGGAGAAAAGGCAAAAAAUAAACCAAGACCAAGAGAAGAAGUUGACAAAACAAAUUCAGGCCAGUCAAGAGAAAGAGCGUAAAAGCUUUGCUUCAGAACAGAAAAAAGAAUAUAAACAUAAUAAAGAACAAAUGAAAAAGAAUAUAGAUUCAAGUACACCUAAGAAAGAACGUGAUGAUGCAAUACGAAAUCAGAAAGAAUCUAUGACAAUACGACAGAAGGAGUUAGAGGAUAGAUUAGAUCGUCAACAAAAACAAAGUUUAGAAUAUGAAAUUAGAAAAUUCCGUCGGAGACGGUAUCUGCAACACCAUCAGUUAGAACAAGAACUACUCAGGGAGGAAUUGAAUAAGCGCCAAGCGCAAUUAGAUUAUGAACAUCAGAUGUUACUUAGACAUCACGAGUCAACGAGGGAACUAGAAUUUAAACAACUUGAGUCCUUACAAAAACUUCGGGACGAUCAUUUGAAGAAACAGCAUCAUACAGAAAGACAAAAUCAACAGAAUUAUAACCUUAAAGCAGAACAAGACCUGCGGAAGAAACACGCACUUGAACAGAAACAACAACCUCGAAGUUUACGGCAAAAGGAGUUACAAAUACGGCGCCAGUUCCACGAAGCAGUUAAGACGCAGCAGAAGCAAUACAAAGCUUUGAAGGACCAUAUAAUUGCAAACACUCCGAAAAAUGAAGUGAAAGCUGUCGCGAAAAAAUUAAAAGAAGAACAAAUGAGGAAACUAGCAAUUCUUGGUGAACAAUAUGAGCAGAGCAUAGCUGAAAUGUUACAACAACAAAAUAUGCGUCUUGAUGACUCUCAGUUAGCAGAGGAGAAUGAACUGAAGCAAAAAUUACAGCAGGAACUUGAGUUACUGAUGGCAUAUCAAAGUAAAAUCAAAAUGCAAACAGAGGCCCAACAUCAGAGGGAGAGAAAGCAGCUUGAAGAGAGAGUUUCUUUGAGAAGAGCAUUAUUAGAACAAAAGAUGGAGGAGGAAUCCGCAAAAUAUGAGCAGGAGAAGGCGGAACGUAUCCGUCGUUGCCAAGAGCGCCAGGCACAUGAAAUGGACGAAUUUGAUCAUGAAACUGUUCAGUUAGGUAUGAACUCGAUGGAGUUAGCGCAAGCUUCAGUGAGAGACAAUCAGUAUGAUGAUAUGAGUAUUCGUGGAAGUAUGAUCAGCUUGACUGCUAGCAGUAGUAACAGUUCCUUUACGUCACAACACAGCAAUUCACAGGCAUAUGUUUCACAAUGAAACAUGGUUAUACUUGUUUUAACGGAAAAUACUAAUUGAAACAACGGUCAGCAUGUCUGUUGGUGGGAAAAAUAAACAUACCAUUGUCACUUUUAAAAGAAGUAUGCUGAAUUUAGAAAAUAUUAAGCAGGAAUAUGACCCUUGAAAUACUGUAUUAUCAUGAAGGGGCAGUAGAUUGUAAGUGAACAGAAUUCUGGAAAUAAUUCCCCCAACAGCUUGCCCAAGUUUGUUCUUAAAUAUUGAGCUAUAUUAUAUAAGUGCUCUAUAUAUUAGUAACAACUAACUGGUAAAGUUGCAACGAUACAAGUGCUAAGUGUUUAGUUAAGGUAUGAAACUGGAAAAAGUAUUUCUUGCAGUUUUGAUGAGGAAAGUUAUAUACUAAUAUUCCAGACGUUAAUUAAGGUAACAGGUAUAUGCGAAAUCGAGCAUUCAGGUUGAAGCCAACAGAAAUUGAAGGGAAACUGCUGUUAUACGUAUAACUUAACUAGAGAAGGAAGCGUAUGAAAUUCUAUGCGAUACUUUGACUACAAUAAUGUGAUAUAUCCACGUCGUCUAUUUAACACUAUAUAUAGAACAAUAAUAAAUAUUAAUUAAUAUCGGUGAGUAUAAAUGAUUGUAAGCAAUAACAAUACAUUAAUUCCGGUUGUUUGAGAGAUUUUGUUCCUUACGUUCUUUGUUGAUAAAGAUGAAGUGAUUUAAAGGUGUGAUGAUGAUAGGUUUUAAUUUGUUCAUUACAGACUACCUGUAUAGAUUUGAUUAUUUAUCUUACCCUCUAGUUCAUGUAUAAAUUAACUCUUUUCUUUUAUAUAAGGAAUGUUUAAUCAUUAUUAUGUUGCAGCUAUUUUUAUACCUUAUUUUUGUUGAGUUAUAUUUUCCAUUUCGUCUUUGCUACUCAGUGUACACAUUCUAAAUUUCUUUUGUUACAGAAUUGGAAGUUUUGAGACCUGUCUAACAAUAAAUCUCUUGUCAUUGGUUAAAUUUUUGAAAGUGCUCAGUAUUGACCAAUUACAAGAGAGAAUAUUUUAGACUGGUUUCCGCUUUGAAUUUUGUAGCAACAGACUGUGUCCCUUGCUCUUCUAUUUAUGGUAAGACACAUACAUUUAUUAAUUUGGGACAAAGAAAGUAAAAUGUUAAAUUUUUCAUUUUGAUAUGUUAAUGCAUUUAAAUGAAUAAUAAAUGUUUCUUUAAAUCUUAUGUAAGAACGGUUAUCCAAGACUUGAGUUAUUAUUAAAACUAUGAGUAAUGCUAACAAUGAUAUAAGAAUGUUUUCUGUUUAACCUAGUGAACAGAAUGUUAUCAUUUAACGAACCUAUACAACUUGGAUAAAUUUUAAUCCGUGAAUGAUCAUCUUGUGUAUAAAUGAUAACUUGAUUACUUAGAUUAUAGAAAUGCUUGUUUCUUUCAGAAGAUCAAAACUUGAGAAAUUUUACACUCGAGUAUCUAUGAAUAGAAGAGUAAAGACCAGGAGCAUUACCUAUGACUUUUAACUUUAUUCCAUUGUAUGUCUUUCAGUUGUAUUAUACCGCUAUGCCAUUAACUUGUAGAUAGGGCCUGUUAACGUGAAGUAGCGUUACAUAUAUUAAAAGCUGUUACUACAUGCCUGCUGAUGUCAUUAUCUGUUGUGUUAUUUUCGGAGUAUGUUGCAAGUGUUUUAAUGUAAAUAUAUGUUAAACAUAAUGGGGGGGUGGGGGGGAGAUACUGUUGUAUGAUGGUAGAUGGUGAAAGAUCAUGCUACUAUAAAAAGCUAGCGAUUUUAUUGAAAGUAAAGCUUUCUGCUUAAACCUUUAAUGUGUUAGCAUUGCCAUAUGACCUUGCCCCAUACAUUUUGUUUGUGUAAAAUAAGAAAUGAAACCAAUUUAGGGGCACUGUAGUCAACCAAAGAGACUAGAAAGAAAGUAAUGAUGGAUUCCUCCAAUUGUAAUCUAUAGAAAUAAUUUAGUCAGUUUUCACAUAUAGCAACAUUGUCAUAUGAUGCUCUUGUUAUCAUUUGAAUUAUUUCAGUAUUGUUAUAAGGAACAUGUUAGUAAUUCUUCCAAAUAGACAGCAUUUACUGACAUCAUAUUGCAUGUAAUAAUAGCAAAUAUUGACACAAAAUACCACUGUAAAAAUAAAAGAAAUAUGUAUUCAGACUUUAUAUACCCAUAUCCUGAAAAUGCAUGAAUCUGUUUAAGGGUGUUAGUAUUAUUUAUAAUUUAGAUUUGAAUAAAUCUGGCUAGUAAAAAAAAAGAAAAAAAGUCAAAGUCAGUAAUAUUCUUCAUAGUGCAAGAAUAAAAAGUUAAAAUCUCCUUAUCUAAUAAUGUGUUAAUUUUGAGUGAUUUCAAUCCUUGACUCUGUAUAUUAUUUAGAAAGGUUUUCAAUCUCUCAGAUUUGGGUCACAAUUGAUAUUAAUGGGUACCGAAUAUAUUUACCACUGAGGGGAACAAAGGUCUGUCACUUAACUUAAAAAUUGGAACAUCUAUUGCCUGACCUUGACAAAAGUUUCGCUGAUGUGACCCAGCUAGGUGAAUAAGACUCAUAUUGCAGAAACCACAGAACAUUAUGAUACAAGUUCAUACAACAUGUUAUGCAAGUGCUACCUUAUUAUUAUUUAUUGUAUGUUAGUGCUUUUAAAUGCUGAUGAUAAAAGGAACGACUGUAUUUUUAAUAUUUUUGUUUCCUUUUGCAACAUAGCCAGAAAUUUCUACAGGCUUUCUUUGUUGAUAGAUAUUGCAAAAAAUAAUUGUCCAGGGUCUUAAAAUUUGUAUACAUCUUGCCAUGAAAAAUUGCAUUUAAAAUAGUCAUUGAAGUAAAAAAUGAUUUCACUUUGAAUUUUUAAAUUUAUACUCUGCUGAAAUUUCAAGCCAUGGUGUUCAUGCUUUAUGGAAAAAAAAUCAGAGCUACAGAAAUCUUGAUUUGCAAAAACAAUUGACUUGUUGUGAAGAAAACUCAUUAGAUAGAAGAUCAAACAGUUAAAAAAAGAAGCUUUUUUACUCUACUCUAAAUGCCAGGCAUAUGUAUAACAUUGUCUUUGAAAUGUGAGGCAUUUGUAUAUGUUACAAUAUGAAGACUGUGAUAUAAACCUGUAAGAAAAUUAUCAGCAUAUUUUGUAGUAUAAAAAAAUUUCCUUUUCAAUUGGGGGGUUGGUCUAAAAGUCAACUUUAAGUAUAUGCGGCUUUGAAGGCUUUUUAAAUAGCUCAGUUUGUAUCUUUAAUAUAUUUACACAUACAUAUAUAUACUCCUUUUCCCCUCUCUUGUAAAUGUACAUUAAUUGUAAAUGGCGAAAAUUUUGUAGAGAUUAUAUAACAUUGAAUUGUAUUCCGUUUUAUUGCCAAAUUUUACAAUGGGAUUGAUAGUUAUUACAUAACAAAAUGUAUCAAUUUUCUCCAUUUAAAGCCAUAAACAUAGUAGGGAAACAAACAAUAAAACUAUGAUAUGAUGUAUGCCCAAAAUGCAGCUUUAAAAAAAUGCAUUUCUUUUUCACUUAAGAUUGUUUAGAAAGUUUAAAAAAGUUAUUUUCUUUUACUUUAGUUAUAGUUAUACUAUAACUAUACUAGUUUUCUACUAUUAGAUAAGGUCCAUGAGAUAAAGUAAUUCUUCUUCAAGUUCUCUCUCUUUUGCUGUUGCAUGGCUAUAGUCUAUGUAAAGGGAACCCUGGCAUACUGUACUGAUUGAGAAGUGUAUGUUUAAUGUUCUUAAAUGGGGACAGUUGAAAUGUUUAAUAUUUAACUUUUGAUUCCAUUUAUUAUAAGUUGAUUCAACACAUCUAUGCACAUUUAAGUUUGUUCAUCAUCAUCAUCAUUUCCUCAAUGAUGUAUCCAUCGUUUUUGUUAUUGAAUCUCUCUCUUCAUCCCUUUCUGUUCUUGAUAUUCUGGCUCUUUUAAAAGGUGAUUUAUCCAUUUAUGGUUGGUGUAAAAAUAACAAUUCUUGUUACCUUCAUAUUCUUAUUUUGAUUCGAAAUUUUAACCGUAAGCGAUUAGCCUCUAGUAUAGAGAUAUAGAUAUUGAUAGCUAUGUACUAUCAAUUAUCUCGGGCUGUUAUGGUUAUAGACACCAGCUAUUUAUGGAUAUAUUACUAUAAUCAGAUUCAUUUUCAUUUGAUCACAAUGUCCUGAUGAAUUUUGUGCCAGUAUACAUUAGAAGAAGAAAAAAAAGUCAAGAGAAAUGGAAUUAUUUGCUUGUUGUUAUGAGCAACUCAUUAACUUGUAUAUGUAUCGCUAUGGUUUUAAUGUUAAUACUAAAAUAUGUUAUUUUUCCCUUGGAUAUAUAGGAUUAACUGAUGCAUAUUAUAUAAUGGUUUCAGUAAUAAAGAAUAUAUAUGACUUGAUUUUUUGUCAUUAAAAUAUUAUGUAUACAAGAUGAUUGUUGAUUAGCAUUUUAAAUGUAAUAUGUUGCAAAGAAAGUAAUCUGAAAUAAUGAAAUGAAUUUUAGAAGUAAAAAAUGAUUCUUUUCUUUAUUUAACCAUUUGUUUUACCAUAGCCAUAUUUAUUUGAUAUUCAAUCAAAUCUGCCUGAUUAAAACCAUUAUUUCACAAGCUGAAAGAAAUGAUAUAUAUUAUUGUUAUUCAAAAUAGUUCUUUCAGAUAAGAUGACUACAAAUUAUUGGUUUCUUAGGGGAAAUUUAAGACAAAAUUGAACGUAAAAUUGUUUCCUUUAUUAUAGAUCCUACAUAUAGUUGAUCACUUAUAUAUCCAUGGUGUUUUAAUACCAUAAUAAUUAUCAUUGAUAUGUAUUCUUACAUACUCACUAAUUAAUGAGAGAUUGAAAUUUUAAUAUGUGCAUAUGCAAGUGUGGACUUUCAAAUUAAUUAGAUUACUUAACAAUUUAAUAUCAACUUUGCUCAUUCACUAAGAAAUUCAGCUUUUCAGGUACUAUUUUUAACUGGCUAUUGUAAACUUCAUUUGCUAACUAGUAUUUUGAAAUGCUGUUAUGCAGUAGCUGGCAUUUUAUCCAUUCUUUGAAAUCAUUCGCAAGUCUUUUUGAAUAAUGCAUUUUAUUUUUUCACUCUAUAUAAAUCAUUAUUACAUGUAUGAUAUUACAAGUUAAUAAUUACCAAGCGUUCAGUAUAAUUACAUGUACACACAUACUUCAAUUGUUGUUUAACAGAAUUGAGACCAUUGUUAGUCAUCUGAAUAUCUUAUAUCUUCUGUAACCAUUUGAUAUCACUGUUUUCAGAACAUACAUAUGAAAGUAUUUAGACUUUUUUUCUCCCUUUUAUAUUUAAGCCGCAUCACAAGAAAACCAACAUUGUGGGCUUUUGACCAGCAUGGAUCCGCAUGCAUCUGCGCAGUCUGAUCAGGAUCCAUGCUGUUUGCUUUCAGUUUCUCAACUUUUAAUAGGGUAGAUAAGCGAACAGCAUGGAUCCUGAUCAGACUGCGCAAAUGCGCAGACUGGUCUGGAUCCAUGCUGGUUGCAAACGCACUAUGUUGGUUUUGUCGUGACGCGGCUCAUUUAAAGGUGGCACUGUGUCAUAUGUUAAGCUCUGUUCAUUGUUCUUGAAUAAUUGGUUUGUUAAUGUAUUAUUUUUGGACAGUCAUUUUCACAGGUGAUAGAAUAGAAAAUACAACAUAUGAGACAUUAUACUGUAAACUUUCGUGCUUGAUGGUUUACCUGGUCACUUUUACUUUUAAUUUAUUCCAUAUUGUUACUUAUUAAAUUUUUUUUGCUCCAACAUAUUGCCAUUUGAAGUGAUUACAAUAAGAUAUAAUUUACAAUAUAUAACAUUUUCUGUGUAGGACACAAAAAUAUGCAUAAAUAUGUAAAGUGGUCUGAAGAGGAUGAAUUUAGUAAACAAAAUUUGCUUUGAAUUUUUCAAGCACCAUAUAUUUUUGGAUGGCAUACAUUCACUAGUUUUCUGUUCUAGAGGGUUAAAAGUGGCUUUUUAUGUACAAUUUGUUCUCAGCUGUACUGUAUUUUUCCUUCACCAUUAAAGUAAAGGAAAUACUCUUAAUGCCAUAGACAGGGAACAAAAGUGCUAAUAGAAUAUUGUUUCAAUUGUUAACUGAUAAUGAAAUACGAUAUUAUUUUUUCUUGUUCUCAGAAUAAACUAUUCCGUUCUAGAACCUGUGGAAAUGGAUGUGUGAAAAUAAUGUGUACAAGCAAAAUGUAUGUAAAUCCUGUAUAACUCAGACUUACCUCAGCUUAGGUAGCUGUUGAUCAUCAUAUUUAAUAAAUAAAACAAUAAUACAGCAAUAUA
This is a messenger RNA of Ruditapes philippinarum (Manila clam), 7671 nucleotides long. RefSeq names its product serine/threonine-protein kinase TAO1-like. The record is from RefSeq and is a predicted model, not a curated record. Gene Ontology annotation, biological process: protein phosphorylation. NCBI's taxonomy places the organism in Eukaryota, Metazoa, Mollusca, Bivalvia, Venerida, Veneridae. Gene Ontology annotation, molecular function: protein kinase activity; ATP binding.